Messenger RNA from Episyrphus balteatus (marmalade hoverfly), 528 nucleotides. RefSeq lists its product as uncharacterized. NCBI's taxonomy places the organism in Eukaryota, Metazoa, Arthropoda, Insecta, Diptera, Syrphidae. The record is from RefSeq and is a predicted model, not a curated record. The coding region runs from base 106 to 528 and encodes 140 amino acids. The transcript is spliced from 2 exons.
ACUUUGUGUUUCUGUCAAAAUUCGUGUCUUGGCUAGACUUGUAUCAAUUGAACUUCUCUUAAUUAUUUUUUUAUUUGAUUUUUUCACUAAAUUUAUAACUUUAAAAUGUCACUCACCAAUGGAAAAAAAUCAGAAUUCAAUAAUAUCACCGAAAAUAAUUUAAAUCGAAUUCACAACACCGUAUCAAAGGUUGGUUAUUCUGAUGGUAUAACAGAUGGCCGGGAAAGUGUAUUCCAAAAUGGUUUUGAUACUGGCUAUGAAAAUGGACUUGCAACCGGUUUUGAAUUAGCAAAAUACAAGGCAUUUUAUGAAGUCAUGAACAAGAGUACUUCUGCUUCAGAGAAUCUAAAAUCUGAAGCUGAUAUCUAUGACCACCUUGAAAUUCCCAUUCCAACUGACAAGUCACAUUUCAUGGGAAAUGGUGAAGAAGUAUCAUCUCUCUCCCAACAACAAAAGAACUAUUUAAAUGAAAAAACAACUCUAUUCGCCAAGGACUUGCCUAUCGCUACUAAUUUAUUCUCUCGAUAG